This is a messenger RNA of Pocillopora meandrina, 3494 nucleotides long. The record is from the annotation of a GenBank genome assembly. NCBI's taxonomy places the organism in Eukaryota, Metazoa, Cnidaria, Anthozoa, Scleractinia, Pocilloporidae.
AUGCAGUUGAUAAUGGCCUUAUUUUAUUUGCCUUUGGUGGCUGCUCGAUGCAGAACAGUUAAAUUUUUCAAGGAAGAAGGUGUUGCUCUACAGAAUCACGUCAUUAAAACUGUGACUGAUUCUAAUCCGAUAUCAUGUGGCUGGCAAUGUGCAGACACUCCUCUGUGUUUCUCUAUGAACGUCAGAAGGUUACCAAAUGGAUGGGUUACGUGUGAGCUGAACAAUUCCAGCAAAAUUGCUGACCCACGAGAUUUGAUCUCAAGACCUGGAAGUCAUUAUUAUGAACCACAGGUAAUACUUUAUCAUUGUUAGCAUUUAGGGAAAGAUACCUCGAAAAAACCUGCUUGCCUGUUGGAAGUCAAUACUACUACAUUCAGAUAUUGCUAACAUCAACUUUUCAUAAUAAUUUAUCAUUUCCACUAAUAUUCUUACGCAUCCCUCCCCUCCUCCCCCCCCUCUUCCGAACUCCUCAAUGAUAAAUUGGCAGUCAAAUUACGAUAGUCACCCUCUUUGUACUCUGUUGGGUCUGACGCAAGCAGUGAGCCUCAAGAAUUCUCUAUAAGAAAGUUUUUCGAUUAAAUAGAGGUCCUUCCACCAGCUUCCGGCCCUCCGACAAUCUUUACAAAAAUAAACGUUCAUAGAAAAGGUUCGGCUAAAUUGAAAACAGCUUAGAACGUGGCUUUGUUAAAUAACGGCUAAACUUUGUAUAAAUAACCUACUCUAGGGUUUAUUAUAUCGUUUUUCAUCCUAAGAAUUCAUUUUGGUAUUGCUCCUAUCAAGGAGGCUACUAUUUCCAAAUACGUGUUUGUUUAAAUCUUAGGAAGUUGAACAUUGUACGGCGGAGCAAUGCGUCUACAAAGAAGGUAAGAUGUGUUUAUUGUGACAGUAAUAAAUAUCGCGAUUAUUUUUUUCUAAAUAUCUUAUAACAUUUUGUUAAGAUAACUUUUUUUCAACAAUUUAUUUCCUAUUUUUUAAUUACUUUAAGUGAGCUCAUGAUGCCACCAAAUGUAAUGUAACCGUCAAAAUCUUAAGUACACACCUAAAGACGUAUCUGAAUUGAUGCUUACUUGUAAAUGAUCUAAUUAGCUAUACUUAAGUAUUCUUCCCCAGCUAUCGUUAUGUACUCAGUUCGACUAAAAUUUCCAAAUUGUCCCUAGAACAUAGUUUGGGCAGAUUCGUGAAAAUAAAUAUAGAGUCUAAACUGUAGCGCUAUUUAUUUCAUGAUUGCCACAGCUCUUCCAGAUGGUUGGUACAGACUUGGUUCCAAGCUCCACAAAUUGUUUCACGAGAGGAAGACCUGGGGACAAGCCCGCCAGUUUUGCCAUUCGAUCGGAGGAGAACUUGCGUCGAUCGAUCAGGAAAAUGAAAACUCAUUCAUUUUCCAUUUACUCAACCAGAUCAAACCAAUUUCAGCAGGCAUGCUUGCUUGAGUUUACAUACAAUACAAUGAUACUAACCAAUACUUAUUAAUUUUUUCAUCGACUGAGUUCGAUUCCAAAUCUAUUCAUCCAGAGUGACUAGCAUCUAAUUUCUCCUCACAAUAACACCCCUGAAUCAAACAUUAUGAUCACGAGAAUAACAGAAAUGAUCGCCAACUAAAGAAGCUCUUGAUUGUUAAACAAAUUCUCCUUGUCAGCAUCUUGGGAAAUAUAUAGAGCAGAGUAUGGAGACUAAGCAUACUGAUGUUAGGGUGUAAAGGGCAACAAGCAGAAGAGAGAGGGUCAAAUGAUGUCAUCGUCAUUUGAGUUGUUUUCCUUAUGACGUCCGUCUCAGAAAGUCUUUAUUCGUACCACAAUUUGAGUAGCAUGGGAAAACAGACCUGAAUUACUUUUCCAUUUGGGAACGAUGCCUGUAUGAAAACAGAUGUCAAAACGUUCCAACCUGAAUCAUGAAGAAAAACAACUAACAUCCGUUAAUAAUUGAGCGACAUUUAUUUUCUUUCUAAGGUAAAAACGUGAUAAGCCGCUGGCUUUUAGAUGGCAGUGACGUUGACAUAAGGUAAGCUGACUCAUAAUCCUUAUACCAUGUUUCAAAAUACACCUGAUAGGGUUGGUUAAAUGGAAACCACACCCAUUUGAACAUUUCCUGCUUUUUUUCUUUCAACAGCCUGUUUAAUGGAGCGAGAUAUGAAGAAGAUAUCAAUAGUGAGAAAGCAUUGUACCUCGAUGGAUUGUGCGCUUACGCUACAACUCCAGCCGUUAAUUUUGUGACGGACAGUUUCACUUUGGCCAGUUGGGUCAAAUUACAAUCCCCUGUUAAAGAUCCAUCGACUAUAUUUGGAUACUGGUCAGAUCCUUACUUUCUACGCUUCUCCGCCUACAUAGAUAACGGACUCCAGUUUCAGUUAUAUAAUCACAAAAUGAAACAGCGCGUUUUAAAAUUUCGUGCGGGGUAAGGGGAACUUUGUUUUUUUUGCUUUGGAUAGUCUGCCAAUCUCAGCACAUACCAAGAAUAACGAUGCUUUGAUUGUCUGUAUUUAUCAAACACUUACCAAAAUAUCCAGUAGCUGUUAAAAAUUAACAAACAAAAAGUUGAUAUUGCAUAGAAGGUUAUAUAAUUGAGUUAAACUAUAUAGAGAGAACUGCCACCCUAAUAAAAAUCAUAGUAAAGUUGAAGCGCUCUUUACCUCCUAUUACUUUAUCCACACCAUUCUUUUACAGAACUCCAAAAAUUGACGAAUGGUUCCACGCCGCAGCGGUCUGGAACAGAGAUGAAAGGAAGACUUACUUAUACCUUAACGGUCAGGAAAUAGGAAGUGACAAGAGCAACACUAUCCCCAAAAAUUUCCCCGCCGCAACUUGUGACAUUGGACUGAAGAGGGACAGUAAUGACACAACGAGAGGAUAUCUGAAAAAUCUGAUGAUUGUUGGUGCUGCACUUACUGGUGAAGAAAUAAGUAACAUGACAGGUAAAGCAACAUUUUUUAACUUCACCAAUUCUAGUAAUAACUCAAGUUUGGGAACACCUCGGUGUGUUAAAGUUUCAGGAGUGGUCACGAUACGUUUAUACGAUAAAAGUACGCUGUCCCCACAAAUUAUCUUGUUUUAAAAAAGUACGGUUUGUGCGGAACAAUGUCAGUAUCUUAGCAACCUACCUCUCCCCUAACCCAACAUUAACCUUAACUUGUUAUCAGUUGACUCUUGUUGGGUUCUCUUACGAAGGGCAGACGUUGGUAACGUCAGCCUUUAAAACCAUUACGGUUAUAAAGAGGUUCAGAUUUUCCUCAGUAACAUUAUUUGAAAUUAAAUUUGAUGUCAACAGAUUCAAAUAACGAAGCCAUGUAUGGAGUUUGGACAGGUCUUAAUGACAUAACCACAGAGGAUCUUUUUCAUUGGCCAAAUGGCAGUCAGGUGACUUAUGAGAGGUGGAGUGAGGGCCAGCCAGACAACGCUCAUGAAUACCAGAACUGUGUUCAAAUGAAAGUUAAUGACGGGACUUGGGAUGAUGAAAGCUGUGGAAAACGCCUUCCUUUUCUCUGCGAAAAGAAACCUUAA